Molecule: messenger RNA, 2847 nt
Organism: Monopterus albus (swamp eel)
Lineage: Eukaryota; Metazoa; Chordata; Actinopteri; Synbranchiformes; Synbranchidae
Gene: casp9
Product: caspase 9, apoptosis-related cysteine peptidase
Exons: 11
Coding region: 215-1531 (438 amino acids)
Biological process (GO): regulation of apoptotic process; proteolysis
Molecular function (GO): cysteine-type endopeptidase activity
Source: RefSeq, a predicted model, not a curated record
UGUUUUGUUCGAUUUGUUGUUCGUCGCGCCGCAGUUUUGAGUGUAAUCGUGUUAGCACAGUAAUAAAAUCAAGCGCACUCUAUUUUUUUCCUAUUGUACAGCCUCAGUGGACCAAUCACGUGCACGUUGAUGUAAACAAGGAAGUGGCUAAUGCAACUGAGCACAAAUACUACAAAUUAAAACGCUUGUACACGAAAACGGUCGUUAGUAUUAAAUGGAGGAAAGACACAAGAAUGUUCUUCGGCGCAACAGGGUCAGUCUCGUGAGAGACUUGGACCCAUCCAACCUUUAUGAUGGCCUUAUUGAAAAAGGAGUUUUUACCAACAACAUGAUCGAUGAGAUAAAGAGCUCUGGUACCAGAGGCGACCAGGCCAGGAAGUUAGUCCUGGACUUGGAAACCCGUGGGAGUCGGGCCUUUCCAUUAUUCCUGGAGUGCCUUCAGGAGACAGGUCAGCACAGUCUAGCAGAGCUACUACAGACUGGAGCACCAACCGUUCAGCUGCAGCCUGCAACACCCACUGUUCGCCCUGUUGUCCAGCCUCUCCCAGUUUCCUCUCCAGUGGAUGUUGAUAAGCAAAUAAAAGAUGUCCCUGUAUAUCCAUUACAGAGACCCAGUGCACCCACUCCAUCACCUGAGAGGGAGCACAAAAGACAAAAGCCACAAGGCAGAACCCGACUAGACAGUAUUCAGAUCUAUAAAAUGGAUGCCAGCCCAUGUGGACACUGCCUUAUCAUAAACAAUGUGGAUUUUGAGCCUCAGAGCAAUCUGAAGAGUCGUAAAGGGUCCAACAUAGACUGCAACAAGCUGGAAAGAAGAUUCAAGGCACUCAACUUUAUUGUGGAAGUGAAGUCAAACCUAAAACAAAGUAAAAUAAAACGUGAACUGUCAGCUUUAUCUAAGAAGGACCAUUUGCAAUAUGACUGCUGUGUGGUUAUCAUGCUGUCCCAUGGCACUGAGGUAAGUCACAACCGCUUCCCCGGUGCCGUGUAUGGUGUGGACGGACAGUGUGUCCCAGUUCAGCUUAUCACAGACUACCUCAGCGGGCAGAAAUGUCCUUCAUUACAGGGCAAACCCAAACUUUUCUUCAUCCAGGCAUGUGGAGGAGGUGAAAGAGACAUGGGCUUUGAGGUGUCCCCUGAUGAGGUUGAGCCAUCCUUCGGCGGAGCAGAUGACCAGACAGAUGCCAUACCGAUGUCAUCCAGCAGCGACUCUCUGAGCAUGUCUGACGAACUGGAUGCCAGAGCUACUUUGCCCACCCCAAGUGACAUUCUGGUGUCCUACUCAACCUUUCCUGGUUACGUCUCUUGGAGAGACCCCAAGUCAGGCUCCUGGUAUGUUGCGACGCUGGACCGUAUUCUUGAGGAAAAUGCUGCUACCAAUGAUCUGGUCACAAUGUUGAUGAUGGUUAACAAUGAAGUAUCCCAAAACUCAGCAAAAGGGCUCUACAAGCAAAUGCCUGGUUCCUUUAACUUCCUCCGUAAACUUCUCUACUUUCAAACCCAAGCAUCACCCACGCAAAGUUCAACUUGACACACUUCCCGUUCAUCUGUUUCAACAUCAUAAGUUAUGACAGUCAUUUCUUGGAAUUAUGUCUCAGCAGAGUUGCAGAUUGUAUGAAUCUAUAGCUGUGCUUUUUUUUUAGCUUUACUGUACACUUCUCUUGUUUGUGACAUCUUGCUGUGUUUUUAAUUUGUGGUGCAACUUUCCUCAGUGGUUUUUAGGUAGGUAGGUAGGUAGAACUUUAUUGAUCCUACAGUGGGGAAAUUCCAGUGUUCCAGAAAUUCCACUUUAUAUGAGGAAAAUAUGUACCUACUGCAAAAGUGUGGUUGAGGUUAAUAUUUGUUUAUGUUCUUGGUGUCAAUUUUUAAUACACAGUUGUUGUUUUUUCAAUAAAAUGGGAUUUUGUUAAAUUAUUUUCAGUGGAAAUGGGGUUGUGGCAAUGAAAGGUUUUGAACUGAAUAGAUAAGACUCACCUAUGUCAGUUAAAUAUGUCCUCCAAUUUCCUCCAGUAUAGAUGCAAACUCGUUACACUGAAAUCAGGGCUUAACUGUGUUGGGGAUUAGUUAGCCUCUCAACAGUGUUAAACAUAGCAGGAGAACAAGAACAAAGCUUGUCUAACCUUAUUUAUGUAAGAGUUAUACUGCAAAUGUGAAGCCUCUCUCUGAAGAUCUCAGUGAAUCUGAAUUUUUCCUCUAUUUGAACUAGCUUUCCUGCAUUCACUUUUCUGACUUGUGAUAGCCAGAGUGUUCCUCCAUGGUGCUUUUUGUUUGCCAGAGGUGUAUUUAACCUUUUCAGGUGCAAUGCAUUAAUACAUUCAAGAGUUUUACAGGUAAAAUGAUCAAGAAAUGAAUCAACACAGUCUGAUCUUAGCCUUACUGACACAGAUAUAGCUUCCAUAAAGACUGAAAAAGUAUGAUAAUUUAAAUACCUUUUUAACAGCAACUGAAGUGUUAUUUGUAGCAGGUAAAGCUGACAUAUCAGAGAAAACACAGAAAUGGUCAGAGAGGCCACAUCCUCGACAAAAGUGCUUGAGAUGUCAACACUCAUAGUUAAAACUAGAUCCAGUGUGUGUGGGCCCUUCACAUGUUUCAGCAAAUCAGAUGUUUCAUGGACACCACUGAAUUCUUGUGCAUUUGUCUUUUGAAUUAUCAAUAUGAAUGUUAAAGUCACCAGUUAUGAAAAUAUCCUCAUAAUCUGUCGAGCUGACAGAGAGCAGCUCUGUGAAGUUCUCUAUACAAUUUGUAGAUGAUCAUGGAGGCCAUAAAUUAUUAACAGCAGGGUCAUAGGUGUGCCUUUCAACACAAAACAAAGAUACUCAAAAUAGUCAUAAUCACCACAUAAUAACU